AUGUUGGUAGUUGAGAUAUUUAAUUUUGUAUUCUUAGGAGUUAGAAACAAAUGGACCGAUCGUACUGCGUAGAUAAGCAGACUUUAUCAAUUUAGUGUAUAUCAAAAAUUUUAACUCCAGUAGUCCACAGUAUCAAUUUAGUGUAUUCCAAUAAUGUUUUCAGCUUUAGUGGGAGCCAUGGCUGCACAAACUAUCAUCUCUACUGCUGCAACUCAUCCUUUCAUUUUCCCAAUUGCUGCCCCAAACACCACACCUUCCGCUUCACUCCAUUCUUUACUUGAUGUCAAUGUCAAUGUCAAGUCUACUACUGGCCAAUCACUGAGCCUCGCUGCAGUAACUGCCCCUAAACCAAUUGCUUCAACCAAGAAGGCUGUUGCUGUUCUUAACGGCAACUCUAAUGUCCAAGGCGUUGUCACAUUUACCCAAGAGAAUGAUGGUCCAACCACGGUGAAAGUUCGUUUAACAGGACUUACUCCCGGACUUCAUGGGUUCCAUCUACACGAAUACGGUGAUGUUACAAAUGGUUGUAUGUCUACAGGAGCCCAUUUCAAUCCUACCAGCAAAACACAUGGAUCUCCUGGAGAUGAAACCCGUCAUGCGGGUGACCUGGGAAACAUAGAGGCUAAUGCUGAUGGCAUAGCUGAAGCAACAAUAAUAGACAACCAGAUACCAUUGACUGGUCCAAAUUCAGUUGUUGGAAGAGCGCUCGUGGUUCAUGAGCUUGAGGAUGACCUUGGAAAGGGUGGCCAAGAACUCAGUCUUGCUACUGGCAACGCCGGGGGACGAUUGGCAUGUGGUGUGGUUGGUUUGACUCCAAUUAUGAAGUAAAGGUAGCAGCUCUUUGUUUGGAAUCACAGAGUGCUAACAUUGUAUCCUCACAUGGCUAAUACUAUACCUGAAUGUAUAUGUAUUGCCAGACAUUGUCAAUGAAAUAAAUUUGAGGUUGCAUGUACACUUCCUAAAUGUGGUGCCAUUCUUGGAUGCAUUGUAACUGGAGAAUCUAUUUCCAACCUUUGGAGUUUUAGCUGUAAGAAAUUGUAUUCACUAGUUAUAGACUUGUAUCAGAAGCCUGGGUUUUGCUCAUAAUUGCAUCGUUGUGUUUCGUUUGGUU
Messenger RNA from Lycium barbarum (goji berry), 1111 nucleotides. RefSeq names its product superoxide dismutase [Cu-Zn], chloroplastic-like. Lineage: Eukaryota; Viridiplantae; Streptophyta; Magnoliopsida; Solanales; Solanaceae. Gene Ontology annotation, biological process: removal of superoxide radicals. Bases 154 to 828 code for a protein of 224 amino acids. The record is from RefSeq and is a predicted model, not a curated record. The transcript has 8 exons. Gene Ontology annotation, molecular function: copper ion binding; superoxide dismutase activity.